UAUCGGGAUCACUACUUACGCACUCACGCAGAAAGGAUUCCUCCGCUGGGUCAUUUAGUCCCUCCGCGCCGCCCUCCUCGCUUCUGCCACUGCUGCUUCUUUCCCGGGACGCCGCCGCGUCGGUGAGGCAGAAAGUGUUUAUCAUGUUGGGCUCUGGGUUCAAGGCUGAGCGCUUGCGAGUCAAUCUGCGCCUUGUCAUCAAUCGCCUCAAACUGCUGGAGAAAAAGAAGACUGAGUUGGCCCAGAAGGCAAGGAAGGAGAUUGCAGAUUACCUGGCAGCCGGAAAAGAUGAGCGUGCCAGGAUUCGUGUGGAGCACAUCAUCCGUGAAGAUUACCUUGUGGAGGCCAUGGAGAUCCUGGAGCUGUACUGCGAUCUGCUGCUAGCCCGCUUUGGCUUGAUUCAGUCCAUGAAGGAGCUGGACUCUGGCCUGGCAGAAGCAGUGUCUACGCUGAUUUGGGCUGCACCACGACUCCAGUCGGAAGUGGCUGAAUUGAAGAUUGUUGCUGACCAGCUGUGUGCCAAGUACAGCAAGGAGUAUGGGAAGCUGUGCCGGACAAACCAGAUUGGGACAGUAAAUGACAGGCUGAUGCACAAGCUGAGCGUGGAGGCGCCACCCAAGAUUCUGGUGGAGAGAUACCUCAUCGAGAUUGCCAAGAACUACAAUGUACCCUAUGAACCCGACUCAGUGGUGAUGGCUGAAGCCCCUGCAGGAGGAGAGGCAGAUCUGAUCGAUGUGGGAUUCACAGAUGAUGUGAAGAAGGGUGGCCCUGGAGGGGGAGGAGGUGGUGGAUUUACAGCCCCGAUGGUUGGUCAUGAUGGAUUAGUACCCAUGCCAGUGAUGAUGCCCAUGCCUAUGCCCAUGCCAACACCAAAUCCACCUGUUUCCUAUCCACCUCCAAAGGGACCGGAGAACUUCAAUGGCCUGCCAGUGGGGACCUACCAGCCUUUCAGUAACAUCCAUCCACCACCAAUUCCAGCAGACCCACCAACAUACGAGUCUAUCGACGAGCCUAACCCCGACAAGGACACUGCUGCGCCGGCGGCUGGGCCUGGGCCCAAGCCAGAAGCUUCUCCUAAACCAAGAGCUGGAGCUCCUAAUACCUUUGAUAACUUUGUGCUGCCUGAAUUACCAUCCGUGCCCGAUACGCUGCCAACAGCAUCUGCCGGCGCCAACUCUUCUGCCUCUGAAGACAUUGACUUUGAUGAUCUUUCUCGGAGAUUUGAGGAGCUAAAGAAGAAAACAUAAAGCUGACUGGGCUGUCGCUCCAGCGUGAGGGGCGGGAGCUGUGAUGGCUGCUUCUCUCUGAAACACUCCCCUUGAAAUCGGUUUCCUGUAUUAACCUCCAAUGAACGCGCUCUUCUUUUUGCGCUCUCUUCCUGCUGUACUUAAACCAAACGCUGCCGCUUUCCCCAUCUUUGUUGCUCCAGGAGGUGAACUGUGGGGAAUCCUGUGGGACUGGAGCAGGGAACAGCCCUUGUCAGUCUGGGUGACUGUACAGGAAACCUGUGUGUGACGUUUUGGGAGCUGUUCCUGGCAGAGAAGGGGGGUGAAGGCUGAAAUGGGAUGGGGUUUUCUUCUCUCCCUUGGUGGUCUCAAGCAUCAUCCACAAACUGCCCCUCUCUGCUCGGUGGCCUGUAUGGUAAGGGUAAUUAAAUCCUUUCGGUAAGGCUUUUAGCUAAUUGGGGUGGACGCAGGGAGUAGUAUGGUCAUGAGGAGACCUGGCACAGCACUUCUGCUGUCUCCCUGGUUGCAGUUUGCCUGAUGUCCUUUUUUUUUUUUUGCUCCUGCUGGACUCUUGGGGAGCCCUCCAUGGCCUUCACUGUGUUCCCAGUGGGGGUCUGCUCCCCGCUCACAGGAGGUGGCACUGAGCGCUUUCCCCUUCCCUGGCACGUUCUGCCUGCACCUGCUGGCAGGGCUGGGGCCUUGGGGACCCCGAGGGGACAGGAACUCUGCUCCCCCCUGAGCACGGGGACAGGACGUCCCUGCCCUCUGCAGCUGGGGGGGCUCUUCCCAUCACCUGGUGCUGCUCCCCGGGGGGGGCUGCCGAACCUGACCCCCUCUCUUCUGUGUAUCGGAUCUGUACAUAACACUUUCACACGACUCUUUCUUUGAAGUUUUUGUCGAUUUGUAUCUUGGGGGUUGGUUCCUAAUAAAGCGUAGGCUCCUCA
Calidris pugnax (ruff) is the source of this 2170-nucleotide messenger RNA. RefSeq names its product increased sodium tolerance 1 homolog (yeast) (gene IST1). NCBI's taxonomy places the organism in Eukaryota, Metazoa, Chordata, Aves, Charadriiformes, Scolopacidae. The coding region runs from base 144 to 1247 and encodes 367 amino acids. The record is from RefSeq and is a predicted model, not a curated record. The transcript has 10 exons. Gene Ontology annotation, biological process: protein transport.